UGGAGAACAAGAGCCAGAUUCCACCAGCCUGGGGAACAGCUGGCUGGUCUCCAACCUCACCAAUUGUUCUUCAGGGCUCGAUCCUGUCUGCUCAGAAUCUGUGAUGGAAGCAGCUCAGAGCAGCCGUUUCUGUGGACUCAUUACAGAUGCCACGGGGCCAUUCAGGCAUUGCUAUGGCACUUUGGACCCAACAGGACAUUUCACUAGCUGUGUUUAUGAUCAGUGUGCUCUGCCCCAGGAUCCUGGAUCCCUUUGCAGGAACCUACAAUCUUAUGCAGAUGCCUGCAAGUCCCACGGCAUUCAUGUCGAACUCUGGAGGAAUGCCACCUUCUGCCCCAUCUCCUGUGCACCCAAUAGCCACUACGAGCCAUGUGCCAAUGCCUGUCCUGGUACCUGUGUGGAUCCGACAGCUCCUGGCACCUGCAGCCUUCCAUGUACAGAGGCCUGUGUCUGUGACAGUGGGUUCCUCCUCCACAGUGGCACCUGUGUGCCCAGCCAUCAGUGUGGAUGCUGGGAGAAGGGCAAGCACUACCCUGUGGGCACUGAGUUUUGGACAGACAACACCUGCUCUUCCAAAUGUGUGUGCCCCAGGCGAGGAGGGCGGCUAGAGUGCCCCAGUGCACACUGCCCGAAGGACUAUUUCUGCGGAGUUCAAAAUGGGAUGCCAGGCUGCUACCCUCACACCUAUGGGGUCUGCCGAGUCCACAAUGACCCCCAUUACAACACCUUUGACAAAGCCACCCAUCACUUCAUGGGCAACUGCACCUACACGCUGGCCAGGUUGUGCACCAACACUGCAGGGUUGCCUUUCUUCAACAUUGAAACAAAGAAUGAGCACCGUGGUGGGAACCCAUCUGUCUCCUAUGUUCAGAGAGUCCUGGUAGAGGUUUAUGGGCAGCAGAUCGAAAUAGUAAAAAAUGACCAUAGCCAUGUGCUGGUGAACAAAGUCCUAACAACACUUCCAGUGCACAGGCUGAAUGGUUCCAUCAGUGUGGAAAGGAAUGGGAGAUACAUACGGCUGGAGACGGAUUUCCGCCUGUCUGUCUCCUAUGACGCUGACCACUCAGUAGAAAUCUGGGUGCCCACCAGCUAUUUCAACCAGACCUGUGGUAUGUGUGGGAACUUCAAUGAUCACAAGGAGGAUGACCACAUGAUGCCCAAUGGAGAGCAAGCCAGGAGUUCCACUGAACUGGGAAAUAGCUGGCAGGUUCCAAAUGCAGAAUAUGACCGCCCAUCUUGCGGUGCUCCAAAUCCAAAUGUCUCCCAUUGCCCUCCAGAAGAAGAGGAUCUUUACAGCUCAGAGGCCUUCUGUGGGCUUCUGACUAGCAGCCAGGGACCUUUGGCAGCCUGCUUGUCCGUGAUCAACCCUGGGAGCUUCUUUGAGAGCUGUGUCUUUGACCUGUGUGCCUUGGGUGGAAGCCAGCAACUGCUCUGCAGUGCACUGGAGGCCUACGCAGACACCUGCCAAAGAGCCAGCGUGGACCUCCCCAGCUGGAGAAAUGCCACUUUCUGCCCACUCGCCUGCCCUCCUGACAUGCACUAUGACCCAUGUUCCACUGGCUGCCCUGCCACAUGCUUCAAACAAUGGGUCCCUGAGAACUGCACUCAGCCCUGCGUGGAAGGUUGCGUUUGCAACUCUGGGUUGGUGCUUAGCGGUGGAGACUGUGUGCCUGUAUCGAGAUGUGGUUGCAUGUACGCCGGCCAGUACUACAGUGAGGGAGAGAGCUUUGUAACUGAGGACUGCACAAAGCAUUGUGUGUGCCAAGGGAAUAGCAACAUGAUGUGCAUGGCCAUAUCCUGUAGCCCUGAGGAGGUCUGCAAGGUCCAGAAUGGCUUGAGGGGCUGCUACCCAGCCUCCAGAGCUACCUGCCACAUCUAUGGGGACCCCCACUACUACACCUUUGAUGGACGGCUGCACCACUUCCAAGGAUCCUGCAAUUAUACUUUGGUCCAAACCUGCAACAACCACAGCGCCUCCCCAUUCAGCAUCACUGCCCGGAACGAACACCGAGGCAGCCCCACCUGGACAGCCCUUAACUCCAUCGCCAUCACCCUGAAGGGUUUACACAUUGCUCUGCGGAAGGGCAAGGCCGUCUAUAUCAAUGGUGUUUUGACCAAGCCUGUGACAACCCGUCUCCCAGAUGCCACCAUUGAAUAUAUUGGGUCUUAUGUGCAUGUCAUGACAAAUGUGGGGGUACAAAUUCAGUUUGAUGGAGACCAGGACCUCCUGAUUGAUGUUAUGGAGAACCACCAAGGCAAGGUCUGUGGGCUGUGUGGGACUUACACUGGUGACCCACAGGAUGAUUUUUCCACCCCUGCUGGUGUGAUUGUGGAGGACGUCAAUGUCUUUGGAAACAGCUGGAGAGUCUCAGAUGACCAGUGGAAAUGCAACUCCACAAUUGUUGUUCCUGUGCCUUGCCCUCCAUCUGAGCAGCAAGCGGCUGCAGCACAAUGCCAAGCCCUCUUAGCUGGAGACGGUCCGUUCUCGCCAUGCCAUUUUGCCGUCCCUCCUCAGCCAUAUUUCGACAGCUGCACCUAUGACCUUUGUACCACCGGAGGAAACUCUGCCCAGUUCUGCAAUGUGCUGCGGUCUUAUGCGGCUGCUUGUCAGUCAACUGGAAUAGUCCUGGGGGACUGGGAAGCGGAGGUCGGCUGCGGAUUCUGCUUCUUCAACUGCACCUUUGACAAAGACUUUUGCGAAUGGCAGCAGUCCACGGAGGACGACUUUGACUGGAGUCACAUGGAGCAUUGUGCCCAGAAUGGUUCAGAUGAUAUCAAGAGUCCCUGCAACUCCUCGGGAAAUUAUUAUAUCUAUGCUGAUAGCACCUUCACUCACAUGGGAGAGAUGGGUCAGCUGGUUAGCCCAGAAUGCACAGCGCCUGGACCAUCUUGUUUCCAUUUCUGGUACCGCAUGGAGAGAGCUUCCAAGGAGGAGUCUCUGAGGGUCUACUUGGUUCAGGAAGAAGAACGCGAACCCCUCCUGGUUUGGCUUACAGCUGGCAGCAAGGGAGGGACAUGGCUCCAAGCAGAGUUGGAUCUACACAUCUCUGGCAGGUUCCAGAUCAUCCUGGAAGGUGUGACCAGUGCAGGCCAUCAUGCAAACCUGGCAGUGGAUGAUGUCUCCCUUAACCCCGGUUGCUGCCUUGGGGAGACCCCUACACCUGAGGAGCCCACAACCUCAGGCCCGCAUCCUCCGACCGAUGGCACCUCUAAGUCUUCUCCAAUGCCCCAGGCUUCAACCAGUUCCUUGCCUUCAGAGCCAACAUCCUCAGCAGUGGCUGAUCCUCCUUUCACAGACUAUACCACUACUGGUCAAGGGGCUUCUUCAGAGCCACAGUCAACUCAGUUCCCUGAAACAGAUGAUCCCACUGAGCUAGCUACUUCAAGCUGUGUGACGGCUGGUCAAGGAACCUCUUCAGAGCCAAAAUCAACUCUUUCCCAUGGAACAUCUCCUUCUUUAGAAGCAGCUCCUUCCAGCUCACCUCCUUUAAAUGACCACACAACUGCAACUUCUCCAGUGCCCUCGGCACCAACCAGUUCAUUGCCUUCAGUAACGACAUCCAGGCCUCCAACCACAAUCAGGACUCUUCCACCACUCACAGGAAGAAGUCUGGAGUCACUGCGCCAAGUGAACCUGAUUAUUGGAGAUUUUGAGUAA
Messenger RNA from Sceloporus undulatus (fence lizard), 3658 nucleotides. RefSeq names its product IgGFc-binding protein-like. Gene Ontology annotation, cellular component: membrane. Lineage: Eukaryota; Metazoa; Chordata; Lepidosauria; Squamata; Phrynosomatidae. The transcript has 17 exons. Gene Ontology annotation, molecular function: protein binding. Bases 104 to 3658 code for a protein of 1184 amino acids. The record is from RefSeq and is a predicted model, not a curated record.